Molecule: messenger RNA, 1665 nt
Organism: Colius striatus (speckled mousebird)
Lineage: Eukaryota; Metazoa; Chordata; Aves; Coliiformes; Coliidae
Gene: CERKL
Product: ceramide kinase like
Exons: 13
Coding region: 1-1665 (554 amino acids)
Molecular function (GO): kinase activity
Source: RefSeq, a predicted model, not a curated record
AUGCUGAGUAGCUCGGGCCCCCUCCUCCGCCCGCAGCGCCGGGCCUGGCCGGAGCGCCCGGCCGGCGGCCGCCCACGGCGGGAGCAGCCCGUGGAGUCCGAGGAGCAGUGCCGGAGGGUCGCCCCAUUGGCGGCGAUCGCGUCCCCGGCCGAGGCGGGAGAGGAGCCGCUCCUCAAGGGCAUUUUCGAAAUAAGCAAGAGGAGCUGCGACGUGGUGCUGAGCGCCCGGCGGCUCCGCUGGAGCCCUAUCCUGCCCGAGAGCCCCACAGGUGAUUCCAGUGUGAUUUUACAGGCUCAAGAGGAGAUUAUUGAAAUGAAAGAUGUAUUUUCAGUAAAACUGAAACGUCGUCGUUUUGUAGGGCAGACAAAAGGUGGUACUUUGUUGGGUAUCACAAUUUUUAAAUGCUUGAAUAAAGAAGAAAAUAAACUAACAGACUGUGCUAUCCAUUUCAAUAACUUAAGUGAAGAUCAUUGUCAUUCAUGGUUUAGACAGCUCAAGGAAAUUUUGAAUGGCUUUCGAAAUAGACCAAAGUCCUUAAAAGUGUUUAUAAAUCCAAGCAGCCACAAAAAAGAAGCCACUCAUGUUUAUUAUGAACAAGUUGCACCUCUUUUUAAGCUUGCUGACAUCAAAACUGAUGUCACAGUAACUGAAUAUGAAGGACACGCUCUCUCAGUACUUAAAGAAUGUGAACUGCAGGCAUUUGAUGGGGUAGUUUGUGUCGGCGGAGAUGGAUCUGUCAGUGAAGUUGCUCAUGGUCUACUACUUAAAGCCCAGAUAGAUGCUGGAAAAGACACAGAUUAUAUACCAAUGCCAGUCAGAGCACCAGUUCCUCUUGGAGUUAUACCAGCGGGUACUACUAAUAUUUUGGCCCACACUCUCUAUGGUAUUAAGCAUGCAGUGACUGCAGCCUUGCACAUUGUAAUGGGACAUAUUCAGGCAGUAGAUGUCUGUACUUUCAGCACUCCCAGGAAGCUGCUGCGGUUUGGGUUCUCAGCUAUGUUUGGUUUUGGUGCGAGGACUCUCGCUUUGGCUGAGAAGCACCGUUGGAUGCCCUCCAGUCAGCGGAAGGAUUUUGCUUUUAUCAAAACACUGGCAGAUCUCAAGCCAGAGGAAUGUGAAUUGUCAUUUCUACCUCAACAAAUUCCCCAGGAAGACUCUCAUGAGAAUGGCAGAAAAAAGAAGGAGAAAACUAAAAAAAAAGGUAGCAAGGAUCAGUGGCACAAAAUUGAGGGUCACUUCCUGAAUGUGAGCAUUAUGGCAAUCCCUUGUCUGUGUUCAAUGGCACCAGGAGGCUUGGCACCUAAUACGAGGUUGAACAAUGGAAGCAUGGCACUUAUUGUUGUACGAAAUACUUCUCGAACGGAGUUUAUAAAACAUCUGAAAAGAUACACCAGCAUAAAAAAUCAGUUCAAUUUUCCCUUUGUUGAGACCUACACAGUUCAAGAAGUAAAAGUACAACCAAGGCUGAAAAGUGAGCGUGAUGCCGAAGAAAAUACAUAUUUGCAUGCUGCUUCUGCAGAAGGAAAUUACCCUUGGAAUAUAGAUGGAGACUUAAUGAAAGAAGCAUCACAAGUUCACAUUCGGGUGCAUCCUCAACUUAUUGAUCUCUAUGGAGUCAACACUGAUGACCUGGAGAGUUCCCAAGCAACAUGCAAUUGCAUAUAG